Messenger RNA from Symphalangus syndactylus (siamang), 1997 nucleotides. It is a transcript of the gene AFM, whose product is annotated as afamin. Lineage: Eukaryota; Metazoa; Chordata; Mammalia; Primates; Hylobatidae. The record is from RefSeq and is a predicted model, not a curated record. Gene Ontology annotation, biological process: protein transport within extracellular region; vitamin transport. Gene Ontology annotation, molecular function: vitamin E binding. Gene Ontology annotation, cellular component: cytoplasm; blood microparticle.
ACUUUCUUUUGUAAAUGUGGUUUCUAGAAAGAUGAAACAGUUAAAACUUACAGGUUUUAUUUUUUUCUUGUUUUUUUUGACUGAAUCCCUAACCCUGCCCAUACAACCUCAGGAUGUAGAUAACUUCAAAAGUACUCAAAAAUUUAUAGAAGAGAAUGUUGAAUACAUCACCAUCAUUGCAUUUGCUCAGUAUGUUCAGGAAGCAACCUUUGAAGAAAUGGAAAAUCUGGUGAAAGACAUGGUAGAAUACAAAGACAGAUGUAUGGCUGACAAGACGCUCCCAGAGUGUUCAAAAUUACCUAAUAAUAUUUUACAGGAAAAAAUAUGUGCUAUGGAGGGGCUACCACAAAAGCAUAAUUUUUCACACUGCUGCAGUAAGGUUGAUGCUGAAAGAAGACUCUGUUUCUUCUAUAACAAGAAAGCUGAUGUGGGAUUUCUGCCUCCUUUCCCUACCCUGGAUCCUGAAGAGAAAUGCCUGGCUUAUGAAAGUAACAGAGAAUCCCUUUUAAAUCACUUUUUAUAUGAAGUUGCCAGAAGGAACCCGUUUGUCUUCGCCCCUACACUUCUAACUGUUGUUGCUCACUUUGAGGAGGUGGCCAAAUCAUGUUGUGAAGAACAAAACAAAGUCAACUGCUUUCAAACAAGGGCAAUACCUGUCACACAAUAUUUAAAAGCAUUUUCUUCUUAUCAAAAGCAUGUCUGUGGGGCACUUUUGAAAUUUGGAACCAAAGUCGUACACUUUAUAUAUAUUGCGGUACUCAGUCAAAAAUUCCCCAAGAUUGAAUUUAAGGAGCUUAUUUCUCUUGUAGAAGACGUUUCUUCCAACUAUGAUGGAUGCUGUGAAGGGGAUGUUGUGCAGUGCAUCCGUGACACGAGCAAGGUUAUGAACCAUAUUUGUUCAAAACAAGAUUCUAUCUCCAGCAAAAUCAAAGAGUGCUGUGAAAAGAAAAUACCAGAGCGUGGCCAGUGCAUAAUUAACUCAAAUAAAGAUGAUAGACCAAAGGAUUUAUCUCUAAGAGAAGCAAAAUUUACUGACAGUGAAAAUGUGUGUCAAGAACGAGAUGCUGACCCAGACACCUUCUUUGCGAAGUUUACUUUUGAAUACUCAAGGAGACAUCCAGACCUGUCUAUACCAGAGCUUUUAAGAAUUGUUCAAAUAUACAAAGAUCUCCUGAGAAAUUGCUGCAACACAGAAAACCCUCCAGGUUGUUACCGUCACGCGGAAGACAAAUUCAAUGAGACAACUGAGAAAAGCCUCAAGAUGGUACAACAAGAAUGUAAACAUAUCCAGAAUUUGGGGAAGGAUGGUUUGAAAUACCAUUACCUUAUCAGGCUCACGAAGAUAGCUCCCCAACUCUCCGCUGAAGAACUAGUCUCUCUUGGCGAGAAAAUGGUGACAGCUUUCACUACUUGCUGCACACUAAGUGAAGAGUUUGCCUGUGUUGAUAAUUUGGCAGAUUUAGUUUUUGGAGAGUUAUGUGGAGUAAAUGAAAAUCGAACUAUCAACCCUGCUGUGGACCACUGUUGUAAGACAAACUUUGCCUUCAGAAGGCCCUGCUUUGAGAGUUUGAAAGCUGAUAAAACAUAUGUGCUUCCACCUCUGUCUCAAGAUGUAUUUACCUUUCACGCAGACAUGUGUCAAUCUCAGAAUGAGGAGCUUCAGAGGAAGACAGACAGAUUUCUUGUCAACUUAGUGAAGCUGAAGCAUGAACUCACAGAUGAGAAGCUCCAGUCUUUGUUUACAAAUUUCAGAAAUGCAGUGGAUAAGUGCUGCAAAGCAGAGAGUCCUGAAGACUGCUUUAAUGAAGAGAGUCCAAAAAUUGGCAACUGAAGCCAGCUGCUGGAGAUAUGUAAAGAAAAAAGCACCAAAGGUAAGGCUUCCUAUCUGUGUGGUGAUGAAUCGCAUUUCCUGAGAACAAAAUAGAAGGAUUUUUCUGUAACUGUCACCUGAAAUAAUAUAUUACAGCAAGCAAUAAACACGACAUCUUGUAAAGUUA